Priceomyces carsonii is the source of this 1746-nucleotide messenger RNA. RefSeq lists its product as uncharacterized. The transcript has a single exon. The record is from RefSeq and is a predicted model, not a curated record. Lineage: Eukaryota; Fungi; Ascomycota; Pichiomycetes; Serinales; Debaryomycetaceae. Gene Ontology annotation, biological process: nucleobase transport; transmembrane transport. Bases 1 to 1746 code for a protein of 581 amino acids. Gene Ontology annotation, molecular function: nucleobase transmembrane transporter activity. Gene Ontology annotation, cellular component: plasma membrane.
AUGGAAGAAUCCCAGAAAUCUUUGGAAAAGAACGAAUCACUUUUCGAAGAUAAACAACAAAAUUCUAACUUUUGGAUUAGAUUAGGAAACAGACUCGAAGUGCCAAAGGAUGCUGAGGAUGAGUACUAUCAGAACGAUAAGCUAACAAAUCGAGAUUUAAUUCCAAUCCCGCUAGAAAGAAGAAAAUGGAGUGCUUUAACUUUUUUUUCUUAUUGGAUCGUGGAAGGAGUCUCUAUAUCUGGUUAUACUACUGUAUCUUCUUUAGUUGGAUUUGGUUUAUCUGUUCGUCAGUCCCUUGGGUGUGCUGUAGCAGCAGGUAUUAUAUAUGGUGUCAUGGCUGUUAUCAUGGGAUGGAUUGGAUCUCAUCAUCACCUAGGUUUUCUGGUUUUUUCUAGAGCUACUUUUGGAAUCAAAGGAUUUUAUUUCCCAAUAAUAAUUCGUUGCAUUACUGGCGUGAUAUGGUUUGGGGUUCAAAGCUACUAUGGUGGUCAAGCGGUACGCGUCGUGAUAGCCACAAUGAAUCCGAGUUUUGCUACUUGGAAUACAUUUGCUAAAACGUCAGGUAAUAUAUCAUCUGCUGACUUCGUAGGCUUGGUGAUUUACAUGAUACUAAUUCUUCCUUGUAUCUUGAUCCCACCAGAAAAUUUGCAUAAUUUAUUCAAAGUUACCUUCGUUAUGGUAUUUAGUUCAAUGAUGGGUAUGCUUAUAUAUGCUAUGCAUACAAAUUCUGGCCCUGGUCCAAUGCUUACUGCAAAUUCCUCUGAUUUAAAUUCAAGAGGUGCCUUGGCAUGGGCUGUGUUACAAGGAAUAUUUUCAAUAGUUGGUACUACAGGAACAGGAAUCUUGGGCCAGAGUGAUUGGACACGUUAUUCAAAAUCCAAAAAUGGACCAGUUGUGGCCCAGCUAGUUGGGGCGCCAAUAGCUGUUACAUUUGCUGGACUUAUGGGCGCAUUGAUAACUUCUGCUUCAAGCGAUUUGUUUGGUGAAGCAUAUUGGAAUCCUCUUGAUUUCUUGAGCGCACUUCAGGCGUACGAAGGUAACUCCGCCAAGGCUAGAGCGGGUGUUUUUUUUGCUGGGUGUGGUUUCAUAGGUCAACAAUUGGCUAUAAAUCUACUCUUAAAUUCAGUUUCCACUGGUAUGGACAUGUCGGGCUUAUUUCCUCGUUUCUUGAACAUUAGAAGAGCAUCUUAUAUUGUGGCCGCUAUCAGUAUAUGUUGUUGUCCUUGGUAUUUACAAUCGAGUGCAAAAGUGGUCAUUAUUUUUGGGAAUGGCUGGGGAUGCUUCUGUUCGUCUUUAACUGGAAUCGUUAUUACCAAAUACUACUUUAUUUAUAAGAGAAAAAUUGUUAUCUCUCAUUUAUACAGAAGUGAUAGUUCAUCUGUCUAUUUCUUCCAUGGAGGAAUUGACUGGAGAUCUAUUGUCUCUUGGGUCUUGGGAACAGUAUUUUUGAUGCCAGGAUUGGCAGCAGCUGCUAAUGAUAGAGAUAUGGGCUUUUGGAAUUGGAUAUUUAAGUUAUCUUAUCCAUGGGGAAUUGGUAUCUCUAGUAUAUCCUUAAUGAUUUUACAUUUUCUUUUUCCAAAAAUGGAAAAGCCGCUAAGCGAUGCAGUAGACGAUAUUUACACUGGCGAUGGAAAUUUGGUAUCUGAAUAUUUGAAGGAUGAUCAAUCUAGUACUGUGCAGACGCAAGACAUGGAUGAUGUUUCAAAGCUGAAAUGUAAAGUUCGAACUAUUACUAGGGAGGUUUAG